Messenger RNA from Carassius carassius (crucian carp), 651 nucleotides. RefSeq names its product mth938 domain-containing protein. The transcript has 4 exons. The record is from RefSeq and is a predicted model, not a curated record. Gene Ontology annotation, cellular component: cytoplasm. NCBI's taxonomy places the organism in Eukaryota, Metazoa, Chordata, Actinopteri, Cypriniformes, Cyprinidae. Gene Ontology annotation, biological process: positive regulation of fat cell differentiation. The coding region runs from base 105 to 473 and encodes 122 amino acids.
AGCGUACGCUGAUUUGACGCCGGCCAGUGACGUACGUCACACGAAGAGAAACCAACACAACACAAGGCAAGCGAGAUUGAGUUGCGGGCCGAGGAAAGCUGAUCAUGUCUUCUCCAGAAAUUGCAUCUUUAUCCUGGGGCCACAUGAAGGUCAAAGGUUGCUCCACAUCCUAUAAAGACUGUAAAGUGUGGCCGGGUGGCAGCCGAGCAUGGGACUGGCGUGAAACCGGUACAAAUCAUUAUCCAGGCGUUCAGCCAGCUGACCUGGAAGACGUCCUGAAGAAAGGAGUGCAGACGCUGGUCAUAGGAAGGGGGAUGAAUGAAGCUCUACAGGUGCCUCCGUCCACCCUAGAUUACGUGAAGAAGCAGGGCAUCGAUGUGAGGGUGUUUCAGACCGAGCAGGCUGUUAAAGAAUAUAACGCUCUGGUGGAACAGGGAGCUAAAGUCGGCGGGGUCUUUCACUCCACCUGCUGAUCACAUCAUUAACAGAACCAGCUAAUUCAUUUUAUGGGUUGUUGAAAGUGCCUUGAACAUUGCGAAAUGAACAUUGUUUUCUUAAUAGAUGCUUCAUAAUUUGAGCAUUUGGAUGAUUUUUUUUUCCUAUGGUGAAAAUGUUAUUUGCUUUCUAAUCAUUAAACGACAAUUCUUUGGA